AUGGAUAUUCUAUCACCAAGCCUCUCUUUUUUCCUCCCGUCUGUUUACGACGGCAACAAGCUCGAAUGCCGCAUUCAUCUCCCGCCCGUGCUCAAAAAUAUAGAAUCAACAACAACUUGGCUCAACCGUGGUGCUAUUGUCGCGCAUCCAUAUGCAACUCUAGGAGGAUGCUAUGAUGAUCCAGUCGUCAGUUUUAUCGGGAGCGAGCUUCUACAGGCCGGCUACAUCGUGGGAACCUUCAACUUCCGUGGAGCCGGUCGCUCCGAAGGACGCACAAGCUGGACUGCAAAGCCAGAGCUUGGUGAUUAUGUAUCGUUCUACGGAUUUAUGCUGCAAUAUCUGCACUUCCUGGGGCUUGUGUUGGCCCCGAGAGACCAAGUAGACUCAAAGCCUCACAAAGUCAGCGGCGAAGAAAGCAAAAGCCCAGAUAUCCGUCUCGUCCUUGGUGGCUAUUCAUAUGGGUCUUUGAUUGCCUCGCACGUACCGACCCUCGAUACUAUGCUCGACCUUUUCCAACCCGUGCCUACAACAACCUCUACAAACAAAGCAACUGCUAUAUACGAUAUUAGGAGUACAGCAAAACGGAUAGCCGCAUUGUCCUUGGAGAAACUUCAAAUAAGUCGCAGUCUGACCGAUGGCCCAGACCUCCGUGCAUUCAUGACAUCCAUCUCCUAUCUUCUCGUGUCGCCGUUAUUGCCCCCAAUUAGCCAAUUAUUGACUGUAUUCUCGACUUUGUCGUUAAAGGUGAAGACUGAGACCUCCCAAGGCCCCCACAUCCGCUGCCCGCGUCCUGCAGACCAGCAGAGCACGCACCACACCCUGGCACUCUUUGGGGACCAGGAUACCUUCACGACUGCCCGGAAACUGCAGCAGUGGUCAGACGAGAUGGUGCGCAUGCCACGCAGUCAGUUCCAAUCUAGAAUGAUUGUUGGCGCGGGCCAUUUCUGGCGUGAGGAUGGGGUCGAGGUGCGGGCGAGACAUGCGCUGAAGGAAUGGCUCUGUCAGAUAUGA
Molecule: messenger RNA, 1011 nt
Organism: Penicillium coprophilum
Lineage: Eukaryota; Fungi; Ascomycota; Eurotiomycetes; Eurotiales; Aspergillaceae
Exons: 2
Coding region: 1-1011 (336 amino acids)
Source: RefSeq, a predicted model, not a curated record